UCCUCCACAGUCCGGUCAGAGCGGGGCAGAUUGCGGUGGAGCGGAUCACGGACGGACCUCUGCGUGUUUCUGCGUGGAUUUGGCUCCGGAUGGAUCGGUAACCGACAGGAAGAACCUCUCCGCUCGGCUGUUUUUUUUUUUUUUUUUUUUUUUUUUUUUUUUGGAUGACUCGCGGUUCUUCGCCGUAAAUCGGAUAUUUGUUGGUUAAUUCAGUGGAUUUUCACCGAUAAGGAGGAUGAAAUACAAAAACCUGAUGGCCAAAGCGCUGUACGACAACGUGCCAGAGUCUCCAGAGGAGCUGGCCUUCAGGAAGGGGGACAUCCUGACCGUCAUCGAGCAGAACACCGGCGGCCUGGAAGGAUGGUGGCUCUGCUCUCUGCACGGCCGCCAGGGCAUCGCCCCCGGCAACCGCCUCAAGCUGCUGAUCGGCCCCAUGUUCGAGGCCCAGCCGUCCGCCGCCGCGCCGUCUCCCCCCCAGGGGCUCCAGCAGAAGGUGGGCUCGGGGGCCCCGGGGCCGUACGGCCAGCAGCAGGGGAUCUACCAGGUUCCUACGGGACAGGAGGUCUACCAGGUCCCACCGAGGAGCGGGCUAGCUGCUGAGAGCCCCCCCAGCAAGGUGGUGACCCCGACCAGAGUGGGCCAGACCUACUCCUACGGCGCCGCACAGCAGCACAGCCACCAGCAGCAGGACCUGUAUGACGUCCCGCCCAGCAGGUCACAGGGGGUAUACGACAUUCCUCCUGGACAGAUGUUCCCAGGACCCCCGGCUGGAGCCAGAAACCAGGGAGUCUACGACGUCCCGCCGUCCCAGACGGACCUUCGGACGCAGGGCGUUUACGACGUCCCUCCUUCUUCCCAAGGGAUCUACUCGGUGCCGCCCUGCAGGACCAACGCAGACCUCCAGGAGGGGAACUACGACUUCCCGCAGCCUCUCAGGCACAAACAGGAAGGCAUCUACGACGUCCCGCCUCCCGUCCUCUCCAAACCUUGCCACGGACCCCAGUCUCAUUACGAUUUCCCCCCCGGCGCCGAGCCGCCCCCCCAGCACCAGAACGGCAACGAGGGCAUCUACGACGUCCCGCCGCCCGCCCUCCACUCCGGAGCCGACUCUCAGCGCGACGUUUAUGACUUCCCGCGGGGGGUGCUGCCCCUGCAGCAUCGCGGCUCGCCCGCCGAGCGGGACGGAGGCAGAGGCAUUUACGACGUCCCCACGCAGGACGCUCGCGCCGCGGCAGAUGUGAAGGACGGCGUGAACCGCCUGUCCAUCUCCAGCACCGGCAGCACACGCAGCAGCAUGUCCACCUCCUCGUCCUCCACGGGCUGCGAGGGCCGCCUCUUCCUGGACGUGGACGCCGGCGUGCAGAGGUUGUACGGCCUGCAGCAGGGGGUGGAGCUCUCCGUCGGGGCGUUGCAUUCGAUGGCGUCCUCCCCCCACUGGAGGACUUUUCCCUUAAUGGAGCGCCACGCCAACGACGUGCGAACGGUGCUGGACAAAGUCCGAGCUUCUGUGGGGGACAUUAUCGCCUUCGGGAAAGGCGCCGCCGCCAACGCCACGUCCCUGUCGGACUCCAGCCUGCACAGUAAGCUCCGGCGCCAGCUGGCCCGCCUGGAGGACUCGCAGCAGAUCCUGGUUCAGACCCACCAGGCUCUGGAAAACUGCGGCUGGGCCCUGAACGCCAUGACCUCAUCCAGACAGCACCACAACAAGAGCGACAACCUGGACCGCUUCGUCAUGGUGUCCAGGACCGUCCCCGACGACGCCAAGCAGCUGGCCUCAACCAUCGGCAGCAACGCCGAGCUGCUCUUCAGACGGACGCACCACGACGGCUCCUUCUCCGCCGGCAGCACGCCGGAGGAAAACCACGUCCACCAGCUCACCUCGCCGUCGUCCGAUACAGACGGCUACGGUCCGUCCAAAGCCUUCCCGGUUCAGCCCAACCAGGACAAGGAGAACAUGAACCACAGCGAGAAGUGCGUGAAGAGCUGGAUGGAAGACUACGACUACGUCCAUCUGCAGGGAAAAGAGGACUUUGAACGUCAGCAGAAGGAGCUGCUGGAGAAGGAGAACAUUAUCAAGCAGAGUCCGGUGCAGCUGGGUCAGGAACAGAUCAAUCAGUUUAAGAAGCUGGAGCAGGAAGUGAUCCGACCCGUGGAGAACGACAUCACGCAGUGGAUCCCCCCCUCCCCCUCAGACUCCUCCGCCCGCGUGUGCGCCCGGGACCGCCAGCUGCUCGGCUUCUACUCGGCUCAGUGCGAGCAGCACUUCUCCACCCUCCUCAGCGCCGUGGACGCCUUCUUCGGCUGCGUCAGGGCCGGACAACCCCCCCGGAUCUUCGUGGCCCACAGCAAGUUCGUCAUCCUCAGCGCGCACAAGCUGGUGUUCAUCGGGGACACGCUGUCCCGCCAGGCGUCCGCCCCCGAGGUGGCCAACCGGGUGAUGAACUCCAGCAACGUGCUGUGUGACCUGCUGAAGACGGUGGUGGCGGCCACCAAAACGGCCGCCCUGAACUACCCCAACACCGCCGCCAUCCAGGAGAUGGUGGACCGGGUCACGGACCUGUCGCACCACGCGCAGCAGUUCAAAGAGCAGCUGCUGCAAAUGGCCGCUCUGUGAUUCCCCCAGAAACUGCUAAUAUAUAAUCCUGGUAAAUGUAAAUAUUCAUUGCUCCCAUCCUGCUGUAAAUACUCGGUUCUGUAAAUAUCUGCCGUUUUCUGUGUAGAUAGUUUUCUAAUGUUAGCGUAGCCGCAGUCGCUGCGUCUCUGCGGGAAGUUUUCCAGAACAUUCCUAAUGAAGCACCUUACGAGCUGCUUUUCCAUCUUCCUCCGUACGGAUCGCUGCGUUUUUCUGUAAAUCAUGUCAGUCUGUGGAACACGCCACAAAGUAAACGCCUCUUCUCAACAAACAGCUGUUUGGUCUUUUCUUCUUCUGCCGGGUCUCCGGUCUGCUGUGGUCCAUCCCAUGAACAUCUAAGCUGUAGCUACCAGAUCUGCUCGGGGCCCCGCCCCUUAUUAUGAUGUCAUCAUACGGCAACUUCACACGGACAAACUGUAUUGCAUCCGUUUCUUAAGAAUAAAUUCUCUUGUGGAGUCUCAACA
Messenger RNA from Cyprinodon tularosa, 3096 nucleotides. RefSeq names its product neural precursor cell expressed, developmentally down-regulated 9 (gene nedd9). Bases 236 to 2614 code for a protein of 792 amino acids. The transcript is spliced from 7 exons. The record is from RefSeq and is a predicted model, not a curated record. Gene Ontology annotation, molecular function: protein binding. NCBI's taxonomy places the organism in Eukaryota, Metazoa, Chordata, Actinopteri, Cyprinodontiformes, Cyprinodontidae. Gene Ontology annotation, biological process: cell migration; cell surface receptor protein tyrosine kinase signaling pathway. Gene Ontology annotation, cellular component: cytoplasm; plasma membrane.